Sapajus apella (tufted capuchin) is the source of this 9031-nucleotide messenger RNA. RefSeq names its product helicase with zinc finger 2 (gene HELZ2). Bases 697 to 8634 code for a protein of 2645 amino acids. Gene Ontology annotation, molecular function: ATP hydrolysis activity; 5'-3' DNA helicase activity; RNA nuclease activity. The record is from RefSeq and is a predicted model, not a curated record. The transcript has 19 exons. NCBI's taxonomy places the organism in Eukaryota, Metazoa, Chordata, Mammalia, Primates, Cebidae.
ACCAGGGGGCCGUCCCUGGCCCGGCUGUGUGCCCUGGUGGACCUGCGUCUGGGUUGUUGCCGCUGCAGCAAGCGGCUCAAUGAGAGCACGUACGUCCUCUGUGGCGUGGAGCAUGACUGCCCCGGCGACAUCCUGCUGGCCCGCCUCAAGCAGGCCCCCAAGAGCAAGGUCUGGCGCAGGGUGGGCUGCCGGCCGGCCUUCCCCAGGCCGCUGUGCUACAAGGUCUGCCGCUACUACAGCCCCGGCCUGGGCUGCCGGCGCCACCGGAACCGGUGCACCUUUGCCUGCAGCCGCGAGGAGGCUCUGGUCUGGACCUUUGAGCGCGAGCAGGGCCUCCAGCGCGUGUGGCUGAAGGCGGAGGUGCGGGGCGGCAGGGCCCACGGAGGGGCAGGCGGGGUGGCUGAGGCCAUCCUCGCCGAGUUUGGCGGCCACUUUGAACUGCUCUGCUCCCUCUGCUUCAGGCGCUGCCCACCACGCGUCUGUCGCGUGGACUCCCAGGGGCAGUGCGCUGAGCAUGGAGCCUGCCCCUCCCUCCUGGCCCAUGUGAGCACUGAGGGCCGCCGCAAGCAGCAGUUCGUGGCAGUGAGGCCACGGCCUCGGGUGGGCCAGCCACCCGCCUUCUGCAGGUUUGUGGGGCGCGGGCAGCCGUGCUGGCACGGAGAGUCCCGCUGCCAGUUCGCGCACAGCGCCGUGGAGAUGGCCGUGUGGGAGGCCGAGCAGCUGGGUGGCCUCCAGCGGGGGGACCUUCUCACGCCCCCUGCCCCUGGUGGCGAUGGGCGUGCGGCCCCCCGCGGCCGGCUCCCUGGGGCCCAGCUAUACUGCCCCGCCUGCUUGGUCACCUGUCACUCUCAGGAGGCCUUCGAGAACCACUGCGCCUCCCCGGAGCACGCACAGAUGGUGGCCUUCGACCAGGCCGUGCCCUGGGAGCACCGCUCCCCGCCUCCGGGGCUCUCCGCGUUCAAGCUCUGCCCAAAGCCUGACCUCUGUGAAUAUGGGGACGCCUGCACCAAGGCGCACUCGGCGCAGGAGCUGCAGGAGUGGGUCCAGCGCACGCAGGCUGCGGAGCUGCGGGGACGGGCGGCCUGGCAGGACGGGCUGGUGCCCUACCAGGAACGGCUGCUGGCUGAGUACCGGCGCAGCAGCAGCGAGGUCCUCGUGCUGGCAGAGACCCUCGAGGGAGUGCACGUCACCUGCAACCAGCCCCUGAUGCACCAGGCCCAGGAGAGGAAGACCCAGUACAGCUGGACGUUUGCCGUCCACUCUGAGGAGCCCCUGCUGCAUGUGGCCCUGCUGAAGCAGGAGCCCGGAGCCGACUUCUCCCUGGUGGCUCCCUGCCUCCCGACCGGCCAGGUCUACGCACGAGGCGAACGCUUCCGCGUGCUCGGCUCCGCGGCCGACUUCCAGGUGGGGGUGCGUGUGCAGGCCGCCUCCUUCGGCGCCUUUGAGCAAUGGGUGGCCUUCGACUUUGGCUGCCGGCCAGUGCUGCUGCGAAAGCUGCGGCUGCAGCUGGGUCAGGGGCGUGGCCCGGGACCCUGCGACGGCCUGGCGCUCGGCCGCCCUGAGGAGCUUGAGCGCUGGCACUCCGGCAACCGCCAUGUGGUUCCUGUCGUGGAGCGGACGGCCGAGCAGACGGCCCUGAUGGCCAGGUACAAGGCCCCUGCCCUGGCCCUAGAGUUCAACCGCAGCGGCCUGGCCUCGGGCCCCAUCUCCCCAGCCAACUAUCGGCAGCGGAUGCACCAGUUUCUCUAUGAGGAGGAGGAAGCUCAGCAGCAGCUGGUGGCCAAGCUGACCCUGCGGGGCCAGGUGUCCCUGAAGACAGCCCUGCAGACGCCAGCGCUGAACAUGCUCUUUGCGCCUCCGGGAGCGUUGUACGCCGAGGUCCCCAUCCCGUCCUCCCUGACGCCAGACACAGACCAGGGCUUCCUGCUGGGCCGGGCGGUCCGCACGGCUCUGGUGGCCCCCGUGCCCGCACCUGGCCACACGGUGUUCGAGGUACACCUGGAGAGGCAGGCCAGCUCUGAGCAGGCGCUGUGGCUGCUGCUUCCGGCCCACUGCUGCUCAGCCCUGGGGCUGCAGCCCGAGACUCAGCUGGUCCUGGAGGUGCAGUUCCAGGUUGACCCGAUGACCUUCCGCCUCUGGCACCAGGCAGUGGACAAGCUGGCUGAGGUGCAGCUGGUGGUACCCGACCUUCCCGCCUGCGCCCUGCCCAGCCCUUGGUCCACUGCAUCCUUACAGCGUGGCAACCGCAAGCAGAGGCUGGCCGUGGCACUCAUCGCGGGCUGGGGUCCCGGGGAUGGGAGGCGUGUCCCCCCGCUGCUCAUCUACGGCCCCUUCGGCACCGGCAAGACCUACACGCUGGCCAUGGCCUCCCUGGAGGUCAUCCGGCGGCCUCAUACCAAGGUGCUCAUCUGCACCCACACCAACAGCGCUGCCGACAUCUACAUCCGGGAGUAUUUCCACAGCCACGUCAGCAGCGGCCACCCUGAGGCCACUCCUCUCCGUGUGAUGUACACGGACCGGCCACCGAGCCAGACGGACCCGGUCACACUGAAGUACUGCUGCCUGACCGACGACCGCCAGGCCUUCCGCCCGCCCACGUGUGCAGAGCUGGUGCGGCACCGCCUGGUGGUCGCCACCACCUCCCAGGCCCGUGAGCUCCGGGUGCCGGUUGGCUUCUUCUCCCACAUCCUCAUCGACGAGGCGGCCCAGAUGCUGGAGUGCGAGGCCCUCACCCCGCUGGCCUACGCCUCCCGCGACACCCGCCUCGUGCUGGCGGGCGACCACAUGCAGGUCACGCCCCGGCUGUUCAGCGUGGCCCGGGCCCGGGCGGCAGAGCGCACGCUGCUGCACCGUCUCUUCCUGCACUACCAGCGGGAGGCGCACGAGGUGGCCAGGCAGAGCCGCCUGGUCUUCCACGAGAACUACCGCUGCACAGAGGCCAUCGUCAGCUUCGUCUCACGGCACUUCUACGUGGCCAAGGGUGAACCCAUCCAUGCCAGGGGCAAGGUCCCGCGCCACCCCCGACACUACCCGCUCAUGUUCUGCCACGUGGCGGGCAGCCCCCAGCGGGACAUGUCCAUGGCGUCCUGGCUGAACCUGGCCGAGAUCGCCCAGGCCGUGGAGAAGGUGCAGGAGGCCUACAACACCUGGCCCCCCUGCUGGGGCAACCGUGAGCAGGGACACAUCUGUGUGGUUUCCCACGGGGCCCAGGUCAGCGCGCUGAGGCAGGAGCUGAGGCGGCGGGACCUAGGCCAGGUGUCUGUGGGCAGCUUUGAGAUCCUGCCAGGGCGGGAGUUCCGGGUGGUGGUGCUGAGCACGGUGCACACCUGCCAGAGCCUGCUCAGCCCCGGCGCGCCGGACCCUGGGUUCUUCACCGACGCCCGGGUGCUCAACACUGUCCUGACACGCGCCCAGUCCCAGCUGGUGGUGGUGGGGGACGCCGUGGCCCUCUGCUCCUGCGGGGCCUGUGGCAAGCUCUGGGAGAGCUUCAUCCGUGAGUGCGUGGAACAGUGCAGCGUCUGCCCCGAGGGUCUGUCCAUGGAGCAGAUAGAGCAGGGUGUGGCCCAGAGGCGGCGCUGGGCCCCCCGAGGCGCACAGGCUGAGGCCGCGGAGCCGAUGGGGCACCUGGCCAAGGAGCUGGCCGCUGUGGGGACGGCCACAGUGAAGGCAGAGCCAAGAGAAGGGGCUCUGAACUCGGCGUCCCGUGGCCUCACGGCAACCACAGUGCAGACGGAGGCCAGGGCAGCGCCUGCGGGAGACGCGGUGAAGGAGGAUGUGGAGCCUGGGACCGGCGCAGCAGGAGCCACCGCUGCGGAGGGCGUGGAGUCCACGGAGCCAGAGGACGCAGAGGCUGACUUCUGGCCGCUGGACGGGGAGCUCAACGCCGGCGACAGCAUCCUGCAGGAGCUUCUGGACGAGAGCCGGAAGGUGAUGGUGACCGUUGGGGAGGAUGGGCUGCUGGACACAGUCGCCACGCCUGAGUCCCCGCGCCAGGCCCGGCUGUAUGAGAACCUACCCCCGGGCACACUACGGAAGCUGCUGCGCUCGGCGCCAGGGCGGUACUGCCGCUGCACCUUCCUGCAGGAGACCUUCGAGCGGGCCUCCGCCAUCCCGCUGGACGAUGCCCCCUCGGGCCCCAUCCUGGUCAGGGGCCGCCUGGACUGUGGGAUGGCCUUCUCCGGCGACGAGGUGCUGGUGCAGCUCCUCUCGGGUGACGGGGCCCCCGAGGGGCGGCUUCGGGGCCGCGUGGUGGGCGUGCUGAAGAGACGGCGGUGCGAGUUGACGUUCGUGUGCCGCAUGGACGCCUGGGACCCACGCAUCAUGGUGCCCAUCAACGGCUCUGUCACCAAGAUCUUCGUGGCGGAGCUGAAGGACCCGUCACAGGUGCCCAUCUACAGCCUCCUCAAGGGCCGGCUGCAGCGUGUGGGGCUGGAGAGGCUCCCGGCCCAGGCCUGGCACAGCCGGCUCUUCUGGGUGCACAUCGUCCUGUGGCGAUCCGGCUUCUACUACCCGCUGGGCAUCGUCCGGGAGGUGCUGCCCGAGGCCAGCACCUGGGAGCAGGGCCUCCGCAUCCUCGGCCUGGAGUACGGCCUGAGGACGCCCCCGCUGGACCUGGCCCUUGCCGCCAAGGCGCUGCAGAAAUACCGCACGGAGCUUGGCCGGGCUGCCGGCCGCCGAGAGGACUGCCGCGCCUUCCUGACGUUCACUGUGGACCCCCAGGGCGCCUGCAACCUCGACGACGCCCUCAGCGUCCGGGACCUGGGCCCCAGGUGUGAGGUGGCCGUGCACAUCGCCGACGUGGCCAGCUUUGUGCCCCGGGAUGGGGCGCUGGACGUGGAGGCCCGAAGGCAGGGUGCGGUGUUCUACGCCCCUGACAGUGAGCCGGUGCCCAUGCUGCCGGCCGGCCUCUGCCAGGACAUACUCAGCCUCCUGCCGGGCCAGGACCGCCUGGCCCUCUCCCUGUUCCUCACUCUGGAGAAGGCCAGCGGCCGGCUGAAGAGUCUGCGCUUUGCACCCUCCGUGGUCUGCUCCGACCGCCAGCUGUCCUACGAGGAGGCGGAGGGGGUGAUCAGGCGGCACCCGGGCGCCGGCCACGAGCUGCCGGCCCGCCUGGACUCCGUGGACGCCUGCCUCGUGGCCGCAUGCUACUUCUCUCGGCAGCUGCGUCGUGGCCGCCUACAGUCCGACCGCUUCUAUGAGCAGCCAGAUGAGGAGAGUGUCCUGGGCUUCCGCGCGGCCCACCUCAUGGUGAAGGAGUACAUGAUCCAGUUUAACAGGCUCGCGGCUGAGUUCCUGGUGGGCAGCGAGUGCACGCGGGUGGUCACACCUCUGCGGCGGCAGCCGGCGCCCCGUGGCCAGCAGAUGGAGGCCGUGCGUGAAAAGCACGGGGAGCGGGCGCCCCUGUCACUGCACCUCAGCCACCACCUGUGCGGCGGCAGCGGUGACGGCGGCCCCCCUGACUUGUGGCUGCACCUCCUGGCCUCCCUCUGGAAGCAGGUCCAGUUUGCCGCCCGCACCCAUGACUAUGAGCAGAUGGUGGACCUGAUCGCCACGGACGACAUGCACCCGUUCCUGGCUCCUGCGGGCCGUGACUUCCGCAAGGCCCUGGAGCGCUCAGUGUUCGUCCGCAGUGGCCGGGGGGGCGACGGGCAGCGGGGCGGCCACUACUCCCUGCAGGUGGACUGGUACACCUGGGCCACCUCACCCAUCCGGAGGUACAUGGACCUGGUGUUGCAGCGGCAGAUCCUCCAGGUGCUGGGCUGCGGGGGCUCUGCCUACUCUGCCAGGGACAUCGACGGGCUCUGCCAGGACUUCAGCCUCCAGCACGCGCUGGCCCAGAGCUACCAGCGGCGGGCACGCAGCCUGCACCUGGCCGUGCAGCUCAAGGCCCAGGCUCUCGACAAGCUGGGCUUCGUCGUGGACGUGGAGGCAGGAUCCCGCUGCUUCCGGCUGCUCUUCCCCGGCAACCAGGAGACGCUGCCCGAUCCCUGCCCCGUCCCCUACGCCUCCCUGCAGCUGGCGGAGCAACCCCACGCCCUGGUGGGCCGGCUGGGCUUGCAGCUCCUGUGGCGGCGCCGUGUCUACUCCGUGUGGAGCUCCAGCCCUCCCUCUCCGCCGCCUGGCCCCGUGCUGGACCCACACACCUGGGCCGUCUCCGCCGCCCUGUGGAAGCAGCUGCUGGCGCUGGUGGAGCAGCAGCACUGGCCGGAGGCGGCUGCCCUCAUCCAGAAGAAGGGAGAGGAGCCCCGGCGGCGGGAGCUGGCGCAGGUGCAGCGGAGCCGCUGCGGCCACUUCCUGGAGGUGGCCCGGGAGCUGGGCAGCGGGGACACUCUGCAGGUGCAGCUCGGCGCCAGGCUGCAGCAUGGCUUCCUGGUUCCAAGCCUGCAGCUCUGGACCGUAGCGCCCAGCUUCAGCCUCUGCCUGGAGCAUGUGGAGCGGCCUGGAGACUGCUUCUUGGGCCACACGUACCAGGCCCCGCAGGACCGGUACCGCGACGUGGAUGAGUACGCCUGCGUGUGGGAGCCGUUCUGCGCCCUGGAAUCAGUCACCGGGGCGGUGGCCGAGAAUGACUCUGUCACGCUGCAGCACCUGAGCAUCUCGUGGAAUAAGUCUCGGACGCCGCAGGGGCAGCUGCAGGGCACCUUCUGCCUGGAGGCCGCCUUCCUGGAGGAGAACCAUGUCGACAUCAACUUCGGCGGCUGCUACCUCUGCAUCCGGCUGGAGGGGCUGUGGGCAUCCACGGCCAGCCCGCCCCCCGGACCCCACAGCCUCGGCCCCGGGCUGAACGUCGACCCCGGCACCUAUACCUGGGUGGCCCACGGGCUGACGGAUGACAGGGACCAGGAGCACCGGGCUGACCGGCAGGAGGCUCCUAGACGGGUACACUUCUUCGUCCACCGCAUGGGCAUGGAGAAGGUUCCAGAAGAGGUGCUGAGGCCGGGGACCCUGUUCACUGUCGAGCUGCUGCCCAAGCAGCUUCCUGAUCUCCGCAAGGAGGAAGCUGUGCGUGGGCUGGAUGAGGCCUCCCCCCUGGUCACCAGCAUUGCCCUGGGCUGGCCCACCCCGCAGCCCGUCUGCAGAGUGAUCCCCAGCAGGUUCCUGGAGCGCCAGACCUUUGACAUCCCCGGAGGCCGCCACAGGCUGAACCCCAGCCAGAACCGGGCUGUCAGGGAGGCUCUGGAGAAGCCUUUCAUGGUCAUUCAGGGCCCGCCAGGUACAGGGAAGACGGUCGUGGGCCUCCACAUCGUGUUCUGGUUUCAUAAAUCAAACCAGGAGCAAGUGCAGCUCGGAGCCCCCAACGCGGGGGAGAAUCGGCUGGGGGGUCCCUGCAUCUUAUAUUGCGGCCCCUCCAACAAGUCGGUGGAUGUCCUGGCAGGACUGCUCCUGAGAAGGCUGGAGCUGAAGCCCCUCCGUGUGUACAGCGAGCAGGCCGAGGCCAGCGACUUCCCAGCGCCGCACGUGGGCAGCAGGAACCUGCUCAGGAAGAGCCCCCGGGAGGGGAGGCCCAACCAGAGCCUCAGGAGCAUCACCCUGCACCACCGGAUCCGGCAGGCUGCCAACCCGUACUCAUCAGAAAUCAAGGCUUUUGACGCCCGGCUGCAGAGAGGGGAAGUCUUCUCCAGGGAGGACCUGGCUUUGUACAAGAAGGUCAUGUGGAAUGCUCGGAAGUUCGAGCUGGACCGGCACGAGGUCAUCGUCUGCACCUGCUCCUGCGCAGCCUCCCCCAGCCUGAAAACCCUGGACGUGAGGCAGAUCCUUGUUGACGAGGCGGGCAUGGCCACGGAGCCUGAAACCCUCAUCCCCCUGGUGCAGUUCCCACAGGCUGAGAAGGUGGUUCUCCUCGGAGACCACAAGCAGCUGCGGCCUGUGGUCAAGAAUGAGCAGCUGCAAAAUCUGGGUCUGGACCGGUCUCUGUUCGAGAGGUACCACGGGGAUGCACACAUGCUGGACACCCAGUACCGCAUGCAUGAGGGCAUUUGUGCCUUCCCCUCCAUGGCAUUCUACAAGAGCAGGCUGAAGACGUGGCAGGGCCUGAGGCGGCCUCCCAGUGUCCUAGGCCACGCCGGCAAGGAGAGCUGCCCUGUCAUCUUUGGCUACAUGCAGGGCCACGAGCGGAGGCUGCUGGUGUCCACGGACGAAGGGAAUGAGAACUCCAAGGCCAACCUGGAGGAGGUGGCUGAGGUGGUCCGCAUCACCAAGCAGCUGACCCUGGGGAGGACAGUGGAACCCCAGGACCUCGCCAUCCUCACACCCUACAACGCGCAGGCCUCUGAAAUCAGCAAGGCGCUUCUGCGAGAGGGCAUCGCCGGGGUGCUCGUGUCUUCCAUCACCAAGAGCCAGGGGAGCGAGUGGCGUUACGUGCUGGUGAGCACCGUCCGCACCUGCGCCAAGAGCGACCUGGACCAGCGGCCGACCAAGAGCUGGCUCAAGAAGUUCCUGGGCUUUGUUGUGGACCCCAACCAAGUGAACGUGGCCUUCACGCGGGCACAGGAGGGGCUCUGCCUGAUCGGAGACCACCUCCUCCUGCGCUGCUGCCCCCUCUGGCGUAGCCUCCUGGACUUCUGCGAGGAUCAGCAGAGCCUUGUGCCUGCCAGCCAGGUGCGCGUCCGGAGAAGGCCAGCUGUGCCUUCCUGAAGAGCCCUCCCCACCAGCACUGUUCCAAGACUGGGAGGGAAAGCCCAGCACCCCAGCCCGCCACCUCGCCACCUGCUCAUCAGCCUGCCUGUCUCCGUGGGGCGGGAAGUGGGCGCACUUGGGAGGAGAAAAGGGGACGGCCGGUCUCCACACCCCUGCUUCUCCUGGACAUCGGGGACAGGACCACCUCUCAGGGUGGCCAAGAAGAGUUUCCUUGGGACCAGCGCAAAGAAGUUCUGCCUUCACUGGGAAGUCUCAGAACCAGGAAGGAAACCCUGUGGAGACUGCCCUUUGACCUUUGGACACCAUCUGUGAUUACCCUGGAUAGUGUCUGUGGAGUUCAAAUUUAUUUUCUAUUUAAAUAAAGAGCCAGCAUCCUGCCGGGCGCAGUGGCUCA